CAGACACCCGUAUUAAUGCUAGGCAAUCAAACUGCUGAUAUUUUUAUUGAGGAAGGCUUAAAUGCCAUAUGGCAUGUCAUCCAAACGAAUGUGUAACAGGCAUUACGGCAUGCCUACCACAUGUUUGUGCAAACAAUUUCCAAGUCAAUUUCUUUUCUGCAGAGCCAUGUUCAGAAGUUUCAGGCCCCUGGUAUGGUAGGAUCAGUCAGUGUUGUGGAAUUUUGGUUGCUAACUUUGUGUUCAUUGCCGAAUUGGUACAGGGAUGUUUGUGUGCAGUUUUUACUCGACAACCUAAUCAAAAUUGCAGUAAGAGUCGAGGGAAGCCUUUCAAUGAUACAGACUCACCUCAUAGAAGCCUACCGGGUGCUACUCAAAGAAACUGGCAGUCAAGGUGUUCUUGCUUCUAUUGUCUCUUGGGUGACUUCCAGCAGCAACGCUCCGCCUGUCCUGUGGGAUAUUAAGGUGAGAUAACGUUACACAUAAAAGGGAUUCAGUGUUUCAGCCAGAAAAUUUUACUUGAGGGCCAAAGUGGCCCCUGAACAUCUUUUUUUGGGGCCAAUUUUUUAGGAAAGGGGCCAAUAAACUGAAAGCUACAGAGGGAAAAAAUGCAUUAGAGUACCAAGGAAAAUAAAGCAGUUUAUUAGGAUCUAUGAUAAAGUUUUAUAGUAAGUGCUUUUUGAAGUGU
Orbicella faveolata is the source of this 685-nucleotide messenger RNA. Its product is annotated as ectopic P granules protein 5 homolog. Gene Ontology annotation, cellular component: cytoplasm. Gene Ontology annotation, biological process: autophagosome maturation. Lineage: Eukaryota; Metazoa; Cnidaria; Anthozoa; Scleractinia; Merulinidae. The record is from RefSeq and is a predicted model, not a curated record.